CCAACCCCCAGCUCCUUUAAGCAAUUUGAAUAGCCGAAGGAAUUGGCGGGGCUCGCGAAGUCCAGCCCUAGAUGGAAAAGUCUUUCACCUUCGCCUUGCCUUGUAAUCUGCUAGUCCUACGAGAUGGAGAAUCGGUAUCCUGUUCGGUGCAACGACAACGAUGAGGCCGUGCUAUUCCUACGGAGGAAGUGGCAGUGCUAUUCCUACGGAGGAAGCGGCAGGAGAUGGCCGAGACCAAUGGCAUCCUUGACAAUCUCGACUCCACACUCUCCAUCGCUUACCGCAGCAUCUGCAAUGCGAAAACCCCAAUCAAAACCCUCAAUGACCUGUGCCAAAUUAAAUUUGAUUAUGUUUGCGCCAUGCUAGGGGCACGGGGAAGGAAGAAAGCAAAAGAGCCAAAACGAUACAUUCCACAGAAGAAUUCGGCUGCAUAUGCCUUUCUUAUCACACUUUAUAGGGAAAUGCAGAAUGGGGCUAGUUAUAUGAACAAGCAAGAAUUGAUUGAUGCCUCAGAAGCAAGUGGCCUUUCACGGACUUCAAUUGCGCUAGAUAAGAGUAAGCAACCUGGAUCUUUAGGAAGUUCAAGGGACUGGUAUACUGGAUGGAGCUGCAUGAAAACAUUGAUGUCAAGAGGCUUAGUGUUGAAGUCUAGCUGCCCAGCAAAAUUCAUGCUAACGCAAGAAGGAAAAGAAGCUGCACAUGAGUGCCUCAUUAGAUCUGGAAAUCUUCAAUCCAUGUCAGAAUCUAAUAGAUGUCAUUGUAUUUCUGAUGCUCAAAGGUCAUUUGUUGUUAAAUUGACUUCACAACCAGCAACUGCCAGUUGCCAGCAAAAAGUGAUUGACAUUGGCAAGCAAGCUGAUCUGUCUGAUCUUAAUGUGGAUUAUGCAAUUCAGAGAAAGCAGAGCAUAUCAACAUUUAUCAGCUCCCCCAUAGUUGAGGUAUACUUAUACCUGAAUUCUUUAGUCGGUUCUACAGAUAUUAUGACCACCAUAUCUGCAGCUGAUAUGAAAUCCCAGAUUCCUGUUAGAUGCUUACCUGUUGGAGAUGGCAUUUGGCUUGCUCGAGGUAGAGGCUGCAACACUGAAUAUGUGCUUGAUUUUAUAGUAGAAAGAAAAAGAGUUGAUGAUUUGUGCAAAUCAAUUUGGGACAACAAAUAUAGAGAUCAGAAGUUGAGAUUACAGAGAUGUGGACUCCAAAAACUAAUAUAUUUGGUGGAGGGUGACGUAAAUAGCUUGGAGGUUGCUGAAAGCAUCAAAACUGCGUAUGUUUACUGCUACUUCCAUUUUAUGUUAUUUUCCAUUUGCAUUUUUUGUGCACAACAUCUGCUAUACCAGUUCAAUUAAUGUUGUCUAUUACUAAUUAAAUAGAAGCCUAAAUUGGAAUAAUGUGUCAUUUUUAUUUUUAAUAAU
Zingiber officinale is the source of this 1409-nucleotide messenger RNA. RefSeq names its product crossover junction endonuclease MUS81-like. Gene Ontology annotation, biological process: DNA catabolic process; mitotic intra-S DNA damage checkpoint signaling; double-strand break repair via break-induced replication. Gene Ontology annotation, cellular component: Holliday junction resolvase complex; nucleus. The coding region runs from base 225 to 1343 and encodes 372 amino acids. Lineage: Eukaryota; Viridiplantae; Streptophyta; Magnoliopsida; Zingiberales; Zingiberaceae. Gene Ontology annotation, molecular function: DNA binding; 3'-flap endonuclease activity; crossover junction DNA endonuclease activity. The record is from RefSeq and is a predicted model, not a curated record. The transcript has 10 exons.